AAAUAGAAGAAAAAGAAGAGAAAGAAGAAGAGAAGAUGAUGAUGAUGAUGACGGAGAAUGGGGCGCCUGGUUUUCGGUUCUACCCAACAGAGGAAGAGCUAAUAUUGUUCUACCUCCACAACAAGCUACAUGGAAACAAACAAGACAUUGACUCAGUGAUUCCAGUCCUUUGCAUCUACCAGUUCAAUCCUUCCGACCUCCCCGGUAAGUUUGAAAUUUCUGUAACUGAGUUUCCAGAAAGCUUGCUGGGGAACGGUGUCGUAGUGACCCAGAGCAAUGGUUUUUUCUUUAUUCCAAGGCAGGAGAGAGAACUGAGGGGUGGAAGACCAACCCGCCUCAGCCAUUCAGGGUACUGGAAGGCCUCCGGUUCUCCGAGUUAUGUUUACUCUUCUAAUAACCAAGCCAUCGGCAUAAAAACAAGCAUGGUUUUCUACUUAGGAAGAUUUCCCACUGGACGAAAAACUGAAUGGAAGAUGAAUGAGUACAAGGCCAUUGAUGGAGAUGCACCCACGUCAAAAGAUGCGGUUCCAAAGAAAAAUACUAUUACCCUUCAGUCACAGAUUAUUUGGGUCGAGGAUAUUCUACUGCAACAUGAGUGUUAUGAAUUCAAAAAA
This is a messenger RNA of Thlaspi arvense, 614 nucleotides long. The record is from the annotation of a GenBank genome assembly. Lineage: Eukaryota; Viridiplantae; Streptophyta; Magnoliopsida; Brassicales; Brassicaceae.